AAUCAUUUCAAGUCAUUUGAUUUCCCAAGUGAGUGAUCGCUGAAUUUGAAUCUCAUUUUAACAAUAGUAUCCUUGUGAUUUACAUUUUCUAAUUUUUGUGCCCUUUUUAACUCAAGGUUAUAUUGAUUAACAUAGAUUCGAUAUUAAGUCAACCCAAAAACAAAUACUGUUACAAGAAAAAAGUGUCGGUCGAUUUAAAAUGGCUUUAGUUGUGGAGAAUAAAAAAAUCCUUGAAUUUUUGGAGCUUGUAGGUCGUUUAAAGCAUGUAAAAAGGACUGGUUGGGUGAUCUGUGACAUCAAUGAAUGUGAGACCAUAGCUGGCCAUAUGUAUCGAAUGGGCAUAAUGACUUUCCUUCUCACAGAAGAGAACAACCCCACAAAGUUAGAUCGCUUUAGGUGUUUGCAGAUUGCUUUAAUCCACGACUUGGCAGAAUGUAUAGUUGGUGACCUGACACCACAUUGUGGAGUAUCCCCUGAAGAAAAGCAUAGGAGGGAGGAUGAAGCUAUGAAAACUAUUGCUGAACUCACAGGAAUAGCUGGAGACAGAAUGUAUGACUUAUACAAGGAGUAUGAAAAUCAAACUUCACCAGAAGCCAAGUUUGCCAAAGAUCUAGAUCGCUAUGAUAUGAUUCUCCAAGCUUUUGAGUAUGAGAAGCGUGAAAAUGCCCCAAAAAAAUUAGAAGAAUUCUUCCAAGCCACAUAUGGAAAGUUUAACCAUCCAUUCAUUCAAGGCCUAGCCACAGAACUUUAUAAGCAAAGAGAGGAAUUUGAGAAGAAAACCCUAGUUAAUGGCAGUACGUAAACUUCGAUUAUUACUUAAAGAACUAUAGGAUUUAAUUUGGUUUGCAUAACAAAUGCAAUAAAAGAUGUUAAAACUAGAUAGAGGCUAACAGUUUCAUAUGUAAACUGCUGAAACUCACAACUUCCAGUAUAGAUAAUCUACUAAACAAUAUAUCUUCUAUCUUCAAAUACCCUGUAAGUAUGUAUUUGCAAAAAACCUCCAUAAUAUGCUAUCUUAACUAAAGUGUGACUGUUUUUUUGAUUUUGUUUAUUAUGUAUUUCAAAUUGAUCUGUAUAUUUGUAGAAUUUCUUAAAUAAGAAAGGUAUUGCAAGAUUUGUUGUUUAGUAAAACAUGUUGAUUUUAUCAAGAAUAUUUGAAGAAAAUUUUACAUUAAUUUAGAACAUACAUAAUCCAUUCAGUAUAUUUUAACAAUCAAGAGAUUCUGUAAUAUGAACCAGAUAAAUGGUUCAACUAAAGAGAUGAUGAUAUUACCAGUCAAUAUAACCAGCGAGGGAACAGAAGUAGAAGAAACAAAAAAUACAUAAUAAAACCUCUACAUGGAUUUGAAAAUAAUCCAAUUUAAUAUCAAAUAAAUUCCAAAGUUGUUUUUUUUUUAUUUCAAUAGAUAUAAUAAAGGGUUAAUUUUGGACAAACCAGUGUAGGGUUUUUACUUUAUUUUGCUUUAUUGAAUUGAUCUUUCUCCACUUUUAUACUUUCAUGAAAUGGUCCUCAGUUAUUUAAAUAUUGCACAAGGUUUAAUAAUUGUACAUUGUUUGUCUUUAAAAGUUAUCUAAUGACAAUGCAUCUAGAUAGGUUUCGUGUUAUAUUCUAUCGCUAAGUGCAAAUAAUACUUACCAUGAUUGAUAAGUGGUUAUACUUAUGAGAUAUUAAUUUUCAGCAUUUUAUACCUAUAUUUUUGUUUUCCAAACUGUAAUAGAUAGUAGCCAGCUAAUUGAUUACAAAUUUUGACACAAAAUUUGAAUAUGUGUCUUUAAUUAAUGCUUAUAAAUGAAGAAAAUUUAAUGCCAAGUAAUAAAAUUUUACCAAAAACACCACAUCAAUGUUUAUCUUGGUUUUCUUUAUAAUAUCUUAGGUUGGAAAAAGAAUUUUAUUUGUGUUUUGGAAGAUGUCUAAUGCAAUUUGUUGCUUGUCGUUUGUGUGAUAUGUCACACAUUCACACAGACACGCCCAUUGAUAAAUUUAAUCAAACUUUUUUAUACCAUCCAAACAAAGCUGGAUUCAAAAGACCAAAUUUUCCCUGUAACUCACAGUUACCAUUAGACCUAACAAAGAACAGCAAUAAAAAAAUUGUGCAAAAAGUCACGACCAAGCUAAUCUAAAAUAGUUUUCCGAUUUGCUUGGCUGACAUGAGAUAUCGAAGAACUAUAUAGUGAGAAAUUAAUAGAUUUUUCUCAAUCCCAAUUAUAAUUUUAAUCUGUCUUAAAGUAUCUAAAAAUAUAUAUUUUGUUUCUCAAGUUAUUUAGUUGUAGGAAAAAAUUGUUACUUAUCUACAGCCAUUUUAAUAGGCCAUGCUUUCGUUGAUAAGUACUCCAAAGAAUACAACUUAAUUUUUAUUAUUGUUGCGUUUUAAUAAUUGACAGAUGUCUUCCUUGUACCCACACCUGUUUCUGUGGGUAUUUAUAGUCUGGCAAGUUUAACACUCCCGUGAUAUGCGGGCGACAGGGGGAAAGACUGCGCAGGUGUGAAAUCGUGCGUGCGGGCAAGUGACGUGAAUCAGUCGUGGAUUUUUAUUCAUUGCUACACGCCCCCCGGCCCGCGCGAAACAUCGUUGUGUUAUGAACGAAGUUACUUUUUAAAGAACCUACUCUUUAAAGAAAAACGUUCAAAAACAUGGUCUAAUUUAUUUGUAUUCUACACCUUGCAACAGUCUAAGUUGGCAUAUUAAAAUGACCGAAGGUUUUUUUUAAUACUUUUUAGCAAUAAAUAUGGAAACAAAUUAUUUUAUUUAGAGCUUAACAUCACAAAACCCUUUAUAAGUUACCUUAGAGUGUAUGCACACAAUUUUUAUGUACUUAUUAAUCUUAACUUUUCUAUUGAUUGUUUUUUACCUUGUAAGAUAUUUUAAUUAUGUUGCACAAUUUAUUAAUUUAACCAAAUUAUUGUAGAAAUAUUAAAAAAAAAGACAAAAUAUCCUCGUAUAAUCUAUAAAUAAUUUUCUAAAAAGUUGUUACAAUAUUGAUAUUACAGUUAUGAUAUUUCUGUAUCUGCUAUACCGAAAUUGGUGCCAUACUUUUUUUGUAAUUUGUGUUGUCCUGUUUUGUGGGAUAAGAGAGACCCGUUUGUGUAGAAACAUUAUAAAUGUAUAGUGAUCAAAUAGUCCAAAUUCAGUGGGAUUGUAUGUAAUAAGUAAUUAUAAUUUGUACACUGAUUUGCAUUGAAAAACGCCUAUUAUAAAUCUAUCUUGUUAAAAUGCUAUGACGUCAGCGAUGUAGUGUUCCUCUUUAUCUCAGAUGAUAAGGAACAAUAUAUGUGUCUCUUUAGCUGUCAAAUUUCCAUAGAUAAAGGAAGACUCAUUUGGCUUGGUAUUUUCGUAACAAUAUCCUGUCCUGUCUGCAUAAAUGUAAGAAAGUUUGUAUACUCUGAGUAUAAAAACUUUAUCCGCCCACUUUAAUAUACUAGCGUCAUAUUAAAGUGGGCGGAUAAUUGUGCCUCUGAGUAUUUUUAUUUACCUACUAGUAUUUUCUUCAUCUUUAUGUAGUUAAACUACCUGAAAAACUGUUGUUUAGAGGCCCUUGAGAUUACCCAUUACUCAUUGCGAAGUGUUUACCAUGCUUGCUUCAGGAUUUCCUCACCAUGCUUGUCCGGGAGACAACCGACAUCAUCUAUCUUAUUUCAAAUACUCAAAUAAUUGUUACUUGUUAAAAGUUACUAUACAAGCGUGUAUUUGUAAGCCAGUGUUAAAUGUGUCACGUGUUUUUCAAAUAGCAUGGGUACGGUGACAGUUGCCUGUAUGAAGUUCAUAAUACGUACUAGUAUCGUGAAUCGCGGCAUACUUUCAAGAGUGAAACGAACUAUCACCCGCACCAUGCUACAUGAAACGAACUGUAACUGUCUUUUAUGUGCGGUAUUACGUAGAUAGUACAAUUUGUAUUAUAUAACUUACCUCACAUUAAACAUAGGUAUGUUUAUAAAUAUUAGGUACUGCUAUUGUAAUUGUUAAGUAGAUUUAUCUAAUGUAAAACCACUUUGUAAUUAAUCAUAUUUAAAUAUUUAAGCAAUGAAAAACAGGUAAUGUUGUUACUAAUUACUGCUUAGGUGGCACACAUCAAUACUGAGCCAAAAGUAAUAUAAAUUGUUCUUUACUGAUUACGUUGAUUGAUACUUUACUGAUUAUUCCAGUAUUACUUAGUAAGUUCACCUCAGAAUUUGAGAUACCUACCCAUAUAUUAUAUUUGUAUAAACUUGUAUUUUGUCCGCCCUCUAACUUGAAAAAGAUAGUUUUUAUAUGUUAUAAAAAAAAUUAGAAAACAAAAUUUGUAGGGAAUUUAAUUUUUUGCAAUAUUGAUAUUGAUAAAUAAAUAGCGAAAUAUCCAUAGUAAAUGAAAUAUUUGUAAAACUAUUUUUGUGACCUUUCUCCUCAAAAAUAGACACGGACACCUGACCAUUUUUUUUAUGCAUAUAGUCUCGGGCGUGUCCCAUCUUAUAGAUCAUGGUCGAACCAUGAUCUAUAAGAUGGGACACGCUUGCCUAAAAGGUACCUAUUCACUCUUAGUUUAAAGGUUUUCAAAGCCAUAGGUUCGAAGGUUUUAAGAACCAUAGGUUUUGACACAAGUUUUAGAAUGCCAAAAUACAAAUAUUCAGCUGGGUACCUCAAAUUCCGAGUUUCUUAUCCAAUUUUUACUAAGUUGACUGGAUCAGUGAGGUAUGUCCGACCAUCGCAGGUCUAUAGAUAAGUUGAUAAUAGUGCAUCUUUUUCCAUUGCCAUUGUUGUAAAAAGAUGGCGCUAGCAAUUCGUUUUGACUUGGAGUCAACUCUCCAAAUUCAUCGAUUCAUUAUUGCUAAAUUGUUGCUAACAAUAAGGUGUUUCCAAAAUAAAACUUAUCGUAUGUAUUAACUUACCUAUACCUAAUUUAGUUUUGCUUAGGCUUUGCCUACAACAGUCCGCGUAAUGCGUAAUCAACAAGGUACUUAAAAUUUUUAAUAAAUAAAAACAGCACAAUACUU
Bicyclus anynana (squinting bush brown) is the source of this 4966-nucleotide messenger RNA. Its product is annotated as 5'-deoxynucleotidase HDDC2. Lineage: Eukaryota; Metazoa; Arthropoda; Insecta; Lepidoptera; Nymphalidae. Bases 200 to 802 code for a protein of 200 amino acids. Gene Ontology annotation, molecular function: 5'-deoxynucleotidase activity. Gene Ontology annotation, cellular component: cytoplasm. The record is from RefSeq and is a predicted model, not a curated record. The transcript has 4 exons.